UUGUGAUAAACUUAUUAAAUAGGUAGUAAAAUGAGUGUUUUGGAUUUGACAGUUGAUAUUUUGCGACCCAGUUUGAAGAACACCAUUCACUCAAACGGGCACACCUUCGUUGAUUUCGAGGAAUCCACCACCUCUCUGAUCACUUGCAACACUUCAGACAAUGAGUGCUACAUUCUGAAGCCAGGAGACAUUGAGACAGGUGAGCCGAAGUGUCAGUCGUUUGGAGAUGACUCGUCCAUGAAUGUGUCGUUUGUGAAAGUAGCAGAACAGAUGGCAUUUGUUGGGCUGAAUAAUUCCACGGUGCAAAUUUUCAGCUACCCUCAGUUUGAGAAAGAAGGACUUUUAGUGCGUUUUGAGUCCACCCCGCUUUGUGUUGACCUCAACCAGGACAAGUCUUUUGCUGCCAUCGGAACUGCAGAUGGAACAGUGAAGACUGUCGAACUCUCUUCACCUCACAGAUUCAAGACGUUCGAAGGACACCUGGGUCCAAUCUUGAGUGUCUGCUACGAUCCCUCCGAGGACUAUCUGGUGACGUCAUCUUGUGAUGGAACUGUUAAAGUGUGGAAAUGUGGGGAUCGAAAGUGCAUCAAAACGUGGGAGUGUGUUCCAAAGAGCAAUGACGUAGAAAACUCGAAGGUUCUCGCCAAGUGCUGUUGGCAGCCCAACUGUGGAACUUAUCUUGCAGUGCCUGGCGAUAAGUGUGUGAAAUUCUACGACAGACGCCACCAGAACUUUCUUGAAGCCCCAAAAUUUUCGUUCACCCAUGAUUUGAUGCAAGACUACGUAUCGAUGGUAUGCUGGCACGGGAGAGAAACAGAUAUCUCUAAUAACUCAAACACGAAAGAAGACAAUACUUUAAUAGCAUUUGUUCUGCAAAAUACGAACGUAAUGAUGGUCGAGUUUGUAGCAAAUCAGUGCAACAUUUUGAGAUGUAUUCAAGGAAAACAGAGUAAAGUGACUUCGUUUUUGUGGAUGCCGAAUUCGGUUGAUUUUGUGGUUGCAGAUGACAUUGGAAUGGUAUACCUCUAUGCGAACUGUCUUCCAAAUAAAGCUAAGCGAACUGCAGCAAUCUCUGAAGCCAAGAAUGCUAAAUCUGAUGCCAAUCAAACUGUGAAAGGAGCGGACGACAUUCUGAAUGAAAUGGUGAAAUCUCGGCAUCAGGCAGAGGGAUCUGGGGGGACUAAUAAAGACAAUGACGAUGAAGAUGACGGAAGUAUCUCCCUAGACCAGAUCAAACAGUCCUACACUAUGACCGUAGAGAGAGGCUUGGAUGCGGAGGGGGAAGAGGCAAAUGACAUUGACAUGAUGGGAGCAGGCGAAGAGGUCGUGAUGAUUUUCCUAAGAGUCGAUGAAUCUCAUAAAUCAAAACUUUACUCGCAGUUUAAUAUAAUUAUAGUAUUUCUCUUAAAUUUGAGUCUGUUCCCAGGAGCGGACGACAUUCUGAAUGAAAUGGUGAAAUCUCGGCAUCAGGCAGAGGGAUCUGGGGGGAUUAAUAAAGACAAUGACGAUGAAGAUGAUGGAAGUAUCUCCCUAGACCAGAUCAAACAGUCCUACUCUUUGACCGUAGAGAGAGGCUUGGAUGCGGAGGGGGAAGAGGCAAAUGACAUUGACAUGAUGGGAGCAGGCGAAGAGGGAAAAAGCUUCAAUUUCUACGGCACUAAUAAUGCCCAAAAUCAGGGACAGCAAGCAGUUGCGGGACCCAAAGUGGAGAUAAUCAACUACCAGACACCCUUUCAACCAGCAUCUUCACCUGCUUCAUUGAGUUCAAGGUAUAUGAAGUGGAACCUGAUUGGCAUUGUGAGAAGGGAAGAGCACUCGCAGAAUGAAGAUGUGGAGGAUAAUGAAAAUGGCGCUUCGAUCACUGUGGAGUUCCACGACAGUACUUUUCAUCACGCCAUGCAUCUCAUUGACGAUCAUGGAUAUACAUUGGCUGAUUUGAGCGAGGAAGCCCUACUUCUAGCCUCCCCCUCAAGCACAACUCUGGAGAAUAAAGCUAGUGUAAUAACAUGCAACACCUUCUCAUUCUGGGACCACAGUAACCAAUGGACCACUCAGCUACCCCACGGUGAAAAGGCCAUAGCGCUAUGCCUCGGAACUAUGUCAUGGCUCGCAGUGGCCACUAAUCAUGGGUACUUGAGAGUGUUCUCAGUCUCAGGUCUGCAGUUGUCAGUGAUAGUGCUACCGGGUCAUUUGGUGUCCAUUUCAGGCGGCGCCGAGGAUUUGUUGCAUGUGUAUCAGCCCUCGCAGACAUUACAAAGAGAUCGGUUUUAUUCUGCGGCGAUUUAUAAAGUGACAGGUUUCGAAGUGAGUUUGGCAAUGACGGAACAGUUCCCUAUGUGUCAAGCUGAAGACAGUAUAAUCUGGACUGGGUUCUCACAAGAUAACGAUGCAGUUGUCUCCUUUGCAAAUGGACCAGUGUAUCUCCUGAAACGAAGCUCAUCUGACAACUCAGGUCAUUGUUGGAUGCCAGUGUUCAACUGCAAGCAAUUCCUGAACUCGAAGUCAGACAGAAUCUGGAUUGUGGGAGUCACGGGGAAGCAGCUGCGAGCUAUCUACUGCAAGGCAUCCAAAUUCCCAGCUCAACUUCCUCGCCCCAUAGUCCUCACAUACACGCUUGGUCUACCCCUGUGCAACAUAGAGUCGGAGCAGUCUCAGAUGGAACUGGAACUGCAGAACCAGAGAGUGUUCAGUACCCUUUCAGUCCAGGAGGUCCAGUCCGCGUUUCUGAAGAUGUUCGCACUUGCAUGCAGGACUGACAGGGAUUGUAGGGCGGUGGAUAUCUGCAACUUGAUGCCCAAUGAAGAAACGGUUAUUCUGGCAAUCAAAUACGCGACCAAAUUGAAGAAGCUGACACUAGCCAAGAAACUAUCGGCCAUCGCACAUGAGAAGGCCUCUAUGAAACCAGGAGCAGUGCUGGAACACCAAUCUAGCUUCAAUGCGUUCGAAGAUGACAACAGUAGAGCUCUGUUUAAUAGUCAGUCUGUGGACUCUUCUUCUGUAGCUCUACAGGACGACAGUAGAAGUGCAUUCUUGUCAGAGACUGAGAACCCGAUUCUGAGAAGAGCGAAUAUUGGGAAGAUAUCGAAGAGUAAUACUAUCAACGAUGACUCAAGCGCUAGUGAUGGUAGUCUUCUAUCUCCCUCAAUAUCAAUGAUGGAAGAAAAACGACGCAAGAACCCAUUUAUUAAUGAGGUUACCUCGUCCACCCUUUCAUCAACUAAAAUGAACACAUCUGACUUACACCGAAGCCCCUCGAUGGGUUCUUCAGUAUUCGACAAUCUGAAGCUUCUCAAACCCGAGAAGCUGAGAGUCGGACCAGAUACGAAAGCAAUGCCGAGACGCAAGUCAGUCUUAACCUCUUCGCAGAAACAAACGAGUUCCGUUGGAGAACAAGAAAACAAAACCACUUCGAGUUUGACUUUGGCUGGGGUGAAGAAUAUGACACCGUUUCAAAUCUUCUUUGAAAAAAUUAAACCACAACUGCAAGGCGAAUUUCCAGAAGAAGAGGCAAAUGAGAAGCUUCUUUCGGUUGCAAUGAAGCGAUGGAAACUACUCAGUUCAGAGGAAAAGUCAUUGGAGUCUCUCAGUGAAAUAAGCUCAUCUUCCGCAGACAGCAGAAGGUUGAAAAGGAAAUCAGAGAGCAGUGAACAAAUUAAAGAAAAUCAAGAAAACGGUACUGAAGUCGUGAAGAAAAAGAAGUUUGACAGCGCUGUGCUUGAACAGUUUUCAUUUAACUGAAAUUAAUUGCGACAGUUUGUGAAUAUUAUCUUUGUUUUUGAAUAAAUAAAUGUUGGUGUGAAUAAUAACUUUGUUUUUUGAGUAAAUAAAUGUUGCUGAAUUGAAUUUUUGACUUUCAA
This is a messenger RNA of Symsagittifera roscoffensis, 3857 nucleotides long. Its product is annotated as WD repeat and HMG-box DNA-binding protein 1-like. The coding region runs from base 31 to 3738 and encodes 1235 amino acids. NCBI's taxonomy places the organism in Eukaryota, Metazoa, Xenacoelomorpha, Acoela, Convolutidae. The record is from RefSeq and is a predicted model, not a curated record. Gene Ontology annotation, biological process: DNA repair; DNA-templated DNA replication; mitotic cell cycle. The transcript is spliced from 13 exons. Gene Ontology annotation, cellular component: nuclear replication fork. Gene Ontology annotation, molecular function: chromatin binding; protein binding.